AUGUCAAGGGUGUUAUCGAGAGCUGCAGUUCGUGCAGCAUCUACAUCCACCGCUGGACACACCACAAAAGCGGCGGGUGAUAUCUCAUCAGUCUUUCCCAGUCUCCAACCAGAUUAUCAACCAGAGCCUCUCGCUCCCAGAUUCGCGGAUUUGAAACGCCGCCUUUUUGCCAAAAAUUCGGCAGCUUUGACCGAUAGCUGGUACAGGCUCCUAUCCAGCCUGGAGCGUGAGGUCCACGAGAUCAAGACCAAAGGCAGCGAUAUCAUUCCUUCAGUAAACUACAAUGAUAUAGUUUCCGGAACAGUUCCCGAAGCCACUGUCAAGGAAAUUCGUCAUCGGGGUACUGCCGUCAUUCGCAAUGUGGUUUCUCGGCAGCAGGCACUCGACUACAAAGAGCGCAUCCGGGAAUACAUCGCUGCGAACCGAGAGAACAUCAAAGCAUUCCCUGCCGACUCACCGGCUGUUUAUGAGCUCUACUGGUCAUCAGGCCAGGUAGAAGCCCGCGCUCAUCCGAACAUGCUCAACACCCAGCGCUUUCUUCAGCGUCUUUGGCAUUCUUCGGAUCCUGAUUCGAAGCUGUCAACAUAUCACCCCUUGACCUAUGCGGAUCGUCUGCGUAUAAGAAACCCCGGCGACGCCAAAUUCGCUCUUGGGCCUCAUCGCUGGGAGGAUCCUGAGUACUCACGCGUGUACGCGAAGAUAUUCGAGGGCAAAUGGGAGGAGUACGACGCGUGGGACGUGAAGCACCGUCUCAGAGCAAAAAUGGACCUGUACAAUGGUGCCGGUGCCUGUUCAAUGCUUCGCCUCUUCCAGGGUUGGUUGGCCAUGUCCGACACUGCCCCGGGUGAGGGAUCACUGCGCGUGUGCCCCAUGAUCACCCAUAGUACCGCGUACACCAUGCUUCGUCCAUUCUUUGAUCCCGGAACUCAGCAGUCACAGAUGGACGCAUCGUUUCCAGGAUCUGUUGCUGGUGCUGCUCAGGAACUUAACCCUGUCACUCAUCCACACCUCGAGCUCAACUCGACCAUGACAUCGGCUCCUACGGUCGAGCCUGGAGAUUAUGUGCUCUGGCAUUGCGAUAUGAUUCACUCCGUCGACAAGGAACACCGCGGAAAAGGUGAUUCCAGCGUUCUGUACAUCCCCGCAACCCCCCUGUGCGAAAUGAAUGUCGACUACCUUCUCAAACAGCGCCAAGCUGCUAUUGACUACUCACCACCUUGGGACUUUCCUGGCGCUGGGGGCCCGGGCGAACGGGGCUUUACGGGGGCUAUGAAGUGGAAUAAAUUGAGCGCAGAGGGCCAACGGGCCAUGGGUCUUGGAGACAAAUCCUGGGAAGUCUCAGAGGAAAUGAGCGACGGUGAAAGAGAAGCCGUGGUAUCGGCGAACAAAGUUUGCUUUGGUGUAUAG
Molecule: messenger RNA, 1407 nt
Organism: Penicillium diatomitis
Lineage: Eukaryota; Fungi; Ascomycota; Eurotiomycetes; Eurotiales; Aspergillaceae
Product: DUF1479 domain-containing protein
Exons: 3
Coding region: 1-1407 (468 amino acids)
Source: RefSeq, a predicted model, not a curated record